This is a messenger RNA of Anopheles nili, 1359 nucleotides long. RefSeq names its product ventral anterior homeobox 2b (gene lms). Gene Ontology annotation, biological process: cell differentiation; regulation of transcription by RNA polymerase II. Gene Ontology annotation, cellular component: nucleus. The transcript has 2 exons. The record is from RefSeq and is a predicted model, not a curated record. The coding region runs from base 1 to 1359 and encodes 452 amino acids. Gene Ontology annotation, molecular function: RNA polymerase II cis-regulatory region sequence-specific DNA binding; DNA-binding transcription factor activity, RNA polymerase II-specific. Lineage: Eukaryota; Metazoa; Arthropoda; Insecta; Diptera; Culicidae.
AUGGCAGCAACACUUACACCCUCUAGCUCGACCGUUCUUCAUCCCGCCGGUCACGCUAACAACCGAGUGAAAAACAGCUUCUCCAUCGAGCAUCUCCUUGCCAAACCGGAUCGUGCCAGUGCCUCGACCUCCGGCGGAUGUUUUCCGGGAGGAUUUCCCGACGGACGCUUGACAGGGUCCUUCGAGACCGCCAGCCCGUCAAUGCACAGAGCCAUGGUUUAUCAGAGCAUCAUGAGCUGCGGAACAUCGACGGAAGCGUGUUUGGAGGAGGAUAAGACUGAACCGGGCGAUAGUUCGUUCGAGGAUCGGCUUGAACCGGAUCGGACGGGUUCUUCAUCGCCUGGAUCUAGCUGCAACGAGGACCCGAUGGACAAUUGCUCUGAGAUUGCAUCGGAAGGAAGCGUUGGAGGAGGACUCACGAGUCAUGAUGACCGAAAAAAACGUCCUCGGACCGCGUUCUCGGCGGCUCAAAUCAAGGCACUGGAGACGGAAUUCGAACGUGGAAAAUACCUAUCCGUGGCCAAGCGAACAGCCCUGGCCAAGCAGCUUCACCUGACCGAGACGCAGAUCAAGAUCUGGUUCCAAAAUCGACGCACCAAGUGGAAGCGCAAGUACACGGCCGACGUGGAGUCUCUCGCAUCGCACUACUACUCCCAGCUCGGUAUUGGCAGCUUCGCCCGACCCAUGGUCGUUGGUGAUCGAUUGUGGCUAUUCAGCCAGACACCAAACGGACCAACACCGGUACAAUCUCUGCUUCUUAAUGGACCUCAACCUGCUCCUUCCGGUGCAUCGACACAUCAUCCGGCACUUGGGAUGCAACAUCCGGCAGGCAUGAGACCAUAUCCUGUGCCACCAAUGACCGCCGGUCCUAGCUUCACAAACCGCCCCGUUCUAUCACCCGGAGGAUAUGUGCCAGCAAUGGGAGCCACUGGUCCGGGAGGAUUCCUACAUAAAAUUCCCGCAACAUCGCCGCCAAUCCGAUUGGGACCUCCGCUUGGGUUGAGGCCACUCUCGUCCAGUGAGCUCAUCGACGGGGCAUACUACGGACCGGCUGGAAUGCCUGGGCCAAAGUUCAACCCGAGCGAGCUGGUGAAUGGAGGAAUACUCGCACCUGAUGGCAGUGGUUCCGGAAUAGCGGAUCUCGAGCGAGCUUUUGGCAAUCCAAGCAGCAUGAUCGAUGGUUUAGCUUCGUCGAGUGUGACAGGAUCGGUGUUGGACAGUAGCGGAACACGAACCAAGCGGGGUGCAGAUCUGCUCAACAACAACGAGUGCAACAGCAAGGACGGGUUCCAACGGAGUGAUCACGAUUCGUCGAGCGAUAUCGAUUGCGAGGAAAUCGACGACGAAGCAAUGGUUUAG